GACACCAUGUCACCCCCACAAACACCCAUUUGCCCCCCCCUGCUGCCAGUUACAGGCAGGGUCGCAGCCCUGAAGACAGGUAGGCUGGUCCACAGGUGCUCAGUUGGAAGCACCAUCAGGAUGGGCUUGGACACAGACUGGACAGUUCUGGUUCUCACCUGUCAGCAUAAGGACAACGUCCAGGUAUUCCAGAGAGAACUAGAGAUCAGACAGCGUCGUGGUGUCCUGCCCGCUGACACCCUUAUAUUGACUGUGGAAGACCCCCAGGCUCAUGUGGGGAGUGGGGGUGCCACACUUAAUGCCCUCCUAGUGGCUGCAGAGCAUCUGAGUUCCCGGGCCGGAUACACGGUAGUUUCCUCUGAUGUCCUGCAGGGGGCACGGCUGCUCAUCCUACACGCGGGUCGGGAUUUCUUGUUUGACGACUGUGGGCGAGGUUUUAUCGCUCUCCCUUUGGAGGAUCCCAAAAUGGAGGUGGAGUCUGUUACCUGUAACAUAGACAGUCUGCUGACUACACUAAGGCACCAGCUGUGCCCUGAGUCACCUCCUGGUGUCUGGAUAUGCAGCACUGACAUGACACUGUCCCUUCAUACAAAACCACGAAUUAACUGGCUGGAGUUUAGGGGGGCUCGUGUCAUCUCUCUGCCUGGAACCCCAGAAUAUGCAAGGAAUCAUGGUGUGUACUUGACAAAUGAGAAAGGAAUUGUGAGGGACAUUGUAUACCGUGGCUCCACAGAGCAGAUCAGAGCCUGUCUCCUGGAUGAUCAGCAUGUUCCACUGGUUUCAGGCAUAGUCUUCCUUUCCACAGAGACAGCCGAACGCUUUCUCAACACUCUUGCUGUGGCACCUUUGACCGGCUGCACAUACCAGGGUCUGGAUUCGGGGGCUGAACCCCUUGAGGUAUCCCUGUUCCUUGAUAUUCUGAUGAGCAUGUGUCUCAAUGUCAGUCAAGAGAUGUUCCUGAGCGGGAGCCAACACCUGAGCCAUAAGUUAAGAAAUGCACGGGCUGUACUGUGGCAAGAGCUGCAUGACCUUCCCCUGAGUAUGGUGUACAUUCAGGAUGGCAGCUACGAGUAUCUAUCCCUGCGUGCCAGAGAUUACAUUGCUAAUCUGGUCAAAUCGGCCCCAGCUGGGGGCAACCGCAGCAAGAUUGUGCAUUCCUCAGUUAUGCAUCCUGAGUUAGUAGAAGAUGGAAGCUGUGUGAUCAACAGUCGCUUAAGUGGGGAGAUUUCUGUGUCCCAGGGAAGUGUGAUUCAGAACUGUCACCUACAGGGUCCCCUAUGCAUAGGUAGUGGGUGUCUCAUGAAUGGAAUUGACCUCAUGGCAUCCUCCAAGCUUCAAGGGCAUCACCUGAAGGAUAUUAUUCUACAAGCUCAUCCCAUCCGAGUCCAGUCCCUUCUUUUGACAGUCUACAGUCUUCUAGGGGCAGAUGAUCACCUGGAGCUCCCGACUGAGGGCGGAUCUCCCACAUUUCUCAAUAUGCCUUGGAAUAAAUUCUUUCAGAAUACAGGGAUUUGUGAGAGCGACCUCUGGGGUUAUGAGUGCAGUAGUGAGAAGAGCGUGUUAACUGCCCACUUGUUCCCUGUUCUUCACCCUUCUCAAACUCUGGGGGUGGAAGAUGUUCUUUGGUUCCUCAAUCCAAGGGAUCAAAACACACAGCAUCACCUUCAGCUCUGGCGCAAUUCUUGGCGUAUGUCUUGGCAGCAGAUCCGACAGCAUCGUGACCAGGAAAGAUCACUACAGGCUCGUAGGGAGCUUUUCUUCAGCCAGGCUCAGGAGAAAGUGCAGAGAAUUCUUCUGGGCAGGGAGGAGAGGAGUUUGAUGCCAAUAAUCCGAGCAGCUGUUCUGGAGGGCACCCACAACAAUCUCCUGGAAACACUGGAUAUUGUGGCUUCUAUGACGGAUGAUGCUGGGGUCGCUGCCCGGGCCCUUGCCUGUGUGGCAGAUCUGCUUGGCUGUAUGGCAGGCAGAGAAGAAGGGCUAAGGAGUGGGCCAGCAGCUAACAAGGCCUGGGCUCCAGCCUACAUGAUGCUGGAAAAGGGCAAUGUAAAGCAAGGUGUCAAACUGCUGGCUGAAGAGCGGGAGAGGUGGCUAAACAGACCAGCAAUGUUGAUCCGUGCUGCUCGUCAUUAUGAAGGAGCAGAGCAAAUUUUAAUUCGCAGAGCAGUGAUGUCUUCCUUCACAUUCAUGUCUAUUGGUGUUAAGAAGCUACCACCCCAAGGCCAGUGGGUCACUGCAGAGUGUCCGGCGCGCAUUGAUAUGUCUGGAGGCUGGAGCGAUACACCUCCGAUCACAUAUGAGCAUGGUGGCACAGUAGUCAAUGUAGCCGUGCUGGUUGAUGGUCAAAGGCCAAUAGGCUCUCAAGCUCGACGGAUACCAGAGCCUCUGCUACGUCUUUCCAGUAAGAGCGGCCCUCUCAAAGCUGAAAUCCAUACAGAGCUGACUUGUGGGAGUCUCAAUGAUCUGCAGGACUACUGCCAGCCUCAGGCCCCAGGGGCAUUACUGAAAGCUGCUUUCAUCUGCUCGGGGACUGUGAACCUGACCUGUAAGAAAUCAUUAUCCGAACAACUUACUGAAAGGUAUGGUGGUGGGUUUGAGCUGCGGACAUGGUCGAACCUGCCACAUGGAUCUGGUCUUGGAACGAGCAGCAUUCUGGCUGGGGCAGUAAUGGCAGUGCUGUAUGAGGCAUCUGGGCGCUCAGUGGAUGCAGAAUCUCUGAUUCAUGCUGUUCUUUACCUGGAGCAGGUGCUCACUACAGGAGGAGGAUGGCAGGACCAGGUUGGAGGGCUGAUUCCAGAAGUGAAAGUUGGACGCUCAGCCCCAGAACUUCCUCUUCAUGUCACAGUUGAGCGGCUCCAGUUGCCUGAUGGCUUUAUAGAGACAUUAAACCAACAUCUCUUGCUUGUGUAUACAGGGAAAACCCGCCUAGCCCGCAAUAUGCUGCAGGAUGUUCUCAGAAAUUGGUAUGCUCGCCUCCCUGAUAUCCUGCAGAAUGUGGACGCUCUGGUGAACAAUGCUGAGCUCUGUGCAGAAUCCUUCCGCAGAGGUGACAUACAACUACUUGGACAUUGUCUGUCCACAUACUGGCAACAGAAGAAAUGCAUGGCACCUGGGUGUGAGCCACUGGCAGUUCGGAGGAUAAUGGACAAGUUGGAACCACAUGUGUAUGGGCAGAGUCUGGCAGGGGCUGGUGGAGGUGGCUACCUCUAUAUACUGACCAAAGAGCCAAACCAGAAAGACUUCCUGCAGAGCCUUCUUGAGACGACACAGGGCCUAGAAAGAUGCAGCAUCCACACUGUACAGGUGGAAACAGAGACCUUUACUGUUCGACUGGAGUCUGAUGGAGGCGUCUGAGUAGAACUGCGAUCAUAAUUAUAAUUCUUACUGGCUGGAGAGAUCCAGGAUAGAAGAGUAGAAGGGUAAUGGUUAGGGUGGUGCAGGGGUACAGCAGUGAUUGGUCUGUACCUUACAUUUCUACCAGACACAAUCAGGAUGAAACAAUCAUUGUAUUUGCACAAUAAUGGAGCGCUCGACAGAAGUUGUCACAUGGGUGUUAUAGAUUUACUGAAAAUCCAUUGGCCCAGAUGUUUAAUGAGAUAAAUGUAAAUUCAUUAAAUAACCAAAUUUGGCGCAAAACACACUUUACUAUGACACUGCAGGUCAUUCUUGAUCUACCCA
Hyla sarda is the source of this 3675-nucleotide messenger RNA. It is a transcript of the gene FCSK, whose product is annotated as fucose kinase. Gene Ontology annotation, molecular function: fucokinase activity; ATP binding. Gene Ontology annotation, biological process: GDP-L-fucose salvage. Bases 7 to 3351 code for a protein of 1114 amino acids. The transcript is spliced from 24 exons. NCBI's taxonomy places the organism in Eukaryota, Metazoa, Chordata, Amphibia, Anura, Hylidae. The record is from RefSeq and is a predicted model, not a curated record.